AAAUUUUCUGGUUUCCAUUCGUCAUUGCGAAAAUUUUACCUUCGUGAGAAACAUCCAUAAUUGCGUCAAUUGACUUAAAAUCGAAUUAUAGCCAAAUAUUUGUGGCCAAGCCUUUCAACAGCUUACAAAGUGCCAGUAAACGUAUUUAAAUGUUUGUUGAAGACAAUUUUCCUGUAUUUGCAGCAGUCGCCCUAGCAGCGCUUAUUCGCAGCAGUGGCGAAGAAUUUUAAGUUUCAAAAGGCAAAUAGUGCGAUAAGGAAGUGGAAGUGGUGCUAAAAAAACGUAUAUUAUAAUUUCUAAAGUAGCUAGAAGCUUGUGUGUUUGUUUGUUUGCAUACGUGACCUCAGUCGCAAAGCGAAAACCCAGAGUAACGUAGGAGAAUACCAUAGUCUACAUCUACGUUAAAACUAUUUUACCCGUACACAAUAAAGUAUCUUCGUUAUGCCACAAUCACGUGCUGCCGCGGCAGAAGCUGCGGCAACUGGAAGUGGGCCACAACCACUCGUUAAAAUUGGUCAUUAUUUGCUAGGCGCAACACUCGGCACAGGCACCUUUGGUAAGGUGAAAAUUGGUGAGCAUCAGAUGACGCACCAUAAGGUAGCGGUUAAGAUAUUAAAUCGACAGAAGAUUAAAAGUCUUGACGUUGUCGGUAAAAUUCGUAGAGAGAUACAGAAUUUGAAACUCUUCCGGCAUCCUCACAUCAUUAAGCUUUAUCAGGUCAUAUCUACGCCAACUGAUAUUUUUAUGAUUAUGGAAUACGUGAGCGGUGGUGAACUCUUCGAUUACAUUGUUAAACAUGGCAAAUUGCAGGAACAUGAAGCACGUCGCUUUUUUCAGCAGAUCAUAUCCGGUGUAGACUAUUGUCAUCGCCAUAUGGUUGUACAUCGCGAUUUGAAACCAGAAAAUUUGUUGCUCGAUCACAAUUUACAUGUAAAGAUCGCAGACUUCGGUUUGUCCAACAUGAUGUUAGAUGGCGAGUUCUUGCGUACUUCAUGUGGCUCGCCCAACUAUGCCGCACCUGAGGUAAUAUCUGGAAAACUUUAUGCUGGUCCAGAAGUAGAUAUAUGGUCAUGCGGUGUCAUUCUCUAUGCACUACUAUGUGGCACGCUACCAUUCGAUGACGAACAUGUUCCGACGCUCUUCCGAAAAAUCAAAUCUGGUAUUUUUCCCAUACCAGAGUACCUGAAUAAGCAGGUGGUCAAUUUAGUGUGCCAGAUGUUACAAGUAGAUCCACUUAAGCGCGCUACCAUGGAAGAGAUUAAGAAGCAUGAAUGGUUCCAAAAGGAACUACCUUCGUAUCUUUUCCCCUCCUCGAUUGAGCAAGAUUCGAAUGUAAUUGACACUGUUGCAGUUGCCGAAGUUUGUGGGAAAUUUGGCGUUAAAGAGACGGAAGUGCAUAAUGCAUUGCUCAGUGGCGAUCCACAUGAUCAAUUGGCUAUCGCUUAUCAUUUAAUUAUCGACAACAAACGUUUCGCUGACGAGGCAGCAAAGACGGAAAUCAACAACUUUUUCGUAGCUGGUUCACCACCGCCUGCCGCCCACUCACCCAGUGAGCGCGCUGAACCAGUUGGACCAACUGCCGUAACCACUGCCGGCGGCAACACCUCGGGCACAUCAACUCCAGGCGGACCAAACAGCGCCAUGCGUCCACAUCCUGAACGCAUUGCACCGAUGCGUGAACGACAAUUGGCCAUGUCGGUGCAGGCAUCGGGCGGCGGUGCCUUCCCCGAAAAAGCAGCACGUGGCACACCAAUCAAACGCGCCAAAUGGCAUUUGGGUAUUAGAUCGCAAAGUAAACCUAACGACAUCAUGCAAGAAGUGUAUCGUGCCAUGAAAGCUCUAGACUAUGAAUGGAAGAUCAUUAAUCCAUAUCAUGUGCGUGUGCGUCGUCAAAACCUCAAGACAGGCAAAUACUCGAAGAUGUCUUUGCAGCUAUAUCAAGUGGAUUCCAAGAGUUACUUGCUGGAUUUUAAAUCUUUAACCAACGAAGAGGUUGAGCAAGGUGAUGACGUUAUACUGGAAAGUUUGACACCACCGCCGCUGAGUGUACAGGGUGCAAUGCCGCAACAGCCUACAGGUCACCAUACAAUGGAGUUUUUCGAGAUGUGCGCCGCUUUAAUUAUACAAUUAGCUCGUUAGAUGAUAAAGGCGAGCUUUUUCGUUGAAUAUAUUAUACAACUUUUAUUUAGAGUAUAAUUGGGCUCGCGGGAUUUGUAUUUCUUUAGUUGCAUAUAUCGUUUGAUGAUCAGCUAACAGGAAUUUCGAGUAAUAAAGAUUUUUCGUAUAUUAAUUGUUAUAGUAUCGCUAACGCUUUUAUUAAAAAUAAAACUAUUGAAACGUUUCAAAAGGCUUUUAUGUUGCGAACCAGAUAAAAUUAAUGAGUUAUUUCUUAUACACUAACAAUUUCAUUUUUUAUUCCUUUAUAGUAUGUAUUGAGAAGAAGAGUUGAAGAAUUUAAGCGUUUUCCAAAUUGCAGUAUUGUUAACGAACAGCUGAAUAAAUUCAAUUAAUAAUCGAAAUAUUACACAAAAUAUCUUUGUCCGUUUGUGUUGUCGGGUAUAAUAUUGUAACAUCUUAUUUGUUUAUAUUUUAUAUGUUAAUAUCGCAUAUUAUUAUAAAAUCGUAUUACGUAUGUACGUCAAAAUAAUUAAGAGAAAAUACAAUGCUCAUAGUGAUGAGUGUAAAAUUGUAUACUAAGUCUACCCGAAAAAUACAAUGUGUAAAUAAAAACUUACAUACGAAAUACACAAAUUAUUCUUUCA
This is a messenger RNA of Bactrocera neohumeralis, 2762 nucleotides long. It is a transcript of the gene AMPKalpha, whose product is annotated as 5'-AMP-activated protein kinase catalytic subunit alpha-2. The record is from RefSeq and is a predicted model, not a curated record. The coding region runs from base 442 to 2139 and encodes 565 amino acids. The transcript is spliced from 2 exons. Gene Ontology annotation, molecular function: ATP binding; protein serine/threonine kinase activity. NCBI's taxonomy places the organism in Eukaryota, Metazoa, Arthropoda, Insecta, Diptera, Tephritidae. Gene Ontology annotation, biological process: protein phosphorylation; intracellular signal transduction. Gene Ontology annotation, cellular component: cytoplasm.